AAUAUAACAAUGAGCUGUGGCAAUAACUUGAUAAAGCUGCCUGCCUAUGUGUACGACUGUAAUGGAGAUUUGAGCUCUUGAGUGGUGACUUGAGAUAGAGAUAUGCCGAAGACAUUCCUAUUGGUUCAAUGGAAACGUGAGGAAAUGAAAGGGUGACUCCACAUACUAUAAAACCUCCCUCAAUAACGGACCAAGGCAUCGUGGACGGGAGGACUGCUUACGACUGACAAGUGUACAUCAAGUACUGGAAUCAUCGUAACUACAACACUUAUAAAUCAUGAGUGAGAGACCAGGAUCUGGAGCCAUGAGUGGAAACAGCAAACCUUCUGGACAAGAUGACUCCAAGAAGGAUGCUCCUGAGGAGGACUUUGCGGACAUCGACAUGAAGGCCCCUGAGACGGAGAAGGCUGCUGUGGCGAUCCAAUCACAGUUCAGGAAGUUCCAGAGCAAGAAGAAGCAGGAAGUGAAGUCCUAGAGUGGGCAGGACAGGGCCAGGCAGCUCUGUCUCCUAUAAGCUGGGACUGCACCAAUUGGGGGCUUGGUCUUGCAUGUCAAUCAAACCACACUGUUAUGGACUCAACG
This is a messenger RNA of Oncorhynchus gorbuscha (pink salmon), 582 nucleotides long. Its product is annotated as calmodulin regulator protein PCP4-like. Gene Ontology annotation, molecular function: calmodulin binding; calcium ion binding. The transcript is spliced from 3 exons. Gene Ontology annotation, cellular component: cytoplasm. The record is from RefSeq and is a predicted model, not a curated record. Lineage: Eukaryota; Metazoa; Chordata; Actinopteri; Salmoniformes; Salmonidae. Bases 278 to 475 code for a protein of 65 amino acids.